UUGCAAGCUGAAUUUGUUAUAUUUUGUGUUGCUUUCACAGUGGCAAAAGUUGGCAGGCUCUCCACCAAGGAUGCUGUACUCUUCCUGUGUGACAUGCAGGAGAAGUUCAGACCCAACAUCUUCCAGUUUCCCAACAUUGUCAGCAACGCGGCCCGGCUUCUCCAGGCUAGUCGGGUCCUGGGCAUCCCCCCCAUUCUGACAGAACAGUACCCUAAAGGUUUAGGACCCACUGUACCGGAGCUGGGGGCCGAGGACCUGAAGGCAUAUCCCAAGACCUCCUUCACCAUGAUUAUCGAGGAGGUGGAGAAAGAGCUGCAGGCCCUGGGGAAUCGCAAACAAGCUAUUCUGUGUGGAAUUGAGGCCCACGCUUGUAUCGCAUGUACAACAUUCGAUCUGCUUGAGAAGGGAAUAGAGGUCCACAUUGUGGCUGACGCCGUCUCAUCCAGAAGCCAGACGGACCGGCUGUUUGCUCUGUCCCGACUGAAGCAGAGUGGAGCUUUCCUGACCACAACAGAGGCCGUCCUGCUGCAGCUGGUUCAAGACGCCAGGCACCCCAACUUCAAGGAGGUGCUUACUAUCCAGAAGCUCAUGCUCCACCCGUCCCCUGACACCGGCCUCCUCUCCUACUUCAGUGCCCUGUAG
This is a messenger RNA of Menidia menidia (Atlantic silverside), 642 nucleotides long. The record is from the annotation of a GenBank genome assembly. NCBI's taxonomy places the organism in Eukaryota, Metazoa, Chordata, Actinopteri, Atheriniformes, Atherinopsidae.